Molecule: messenger RNA, 702 nt
Organism: Diabrotica virgifera virgifera (western corn rootworm)
Lineage: Eukaryota; Metazoa; Arthropoda; Insecta; Coleoptera; Chrysomelidae
Exons: 1
Coding region: 1-702 (233 amino acids)
Source: RefSeq, a predicted model, not a curated record
AUGACUGAUUUAAAUAAUUUUCACAAAAGUGUAAAGCGACAUGUAAAUAGUAAGUGCCAUUUAAGUGCUACAAUUAAAGAAAAAACAUUCGGGGCAUAUCGCAUUGAACAUAGUUUGGACAAUCAUUUAACAAUAAGCCAUAGACUUCACAAUGAAAGCGUUAAGAAAAAUAGGGAUGUGUUAAAACGGUUGAUUGAUGUAACUUGUUUCUUGGGAGAGCAUGAAUUAAGUUUCAGAGGUCAUAAUGAAACAAGUGAAUCGGCUAAUCGAGGAAAUUAUAUAGACCUUUUAAAUUUUUUGGCAAAAUAUGAUGAAACCCUAAAAAAUCAUUUUAUUAAUUCCACAGUUUUCCGAGGUACCUCAAACAGAAUCCAAAACGACUUAAUUAAAUGUACUGCUGACAUUGUAAUGGAUCAUAUUAAAAAUGAGAUAAAAAAAGCUCCAUUUGUUUCAAUUGCACUUGAUGAAACAACAGAUGUAACCAAUUUUUGUCAGUUAUCCAUUGUUGUGCGAUAUGUGGUUGAUUGUAUUCCUCAAGAGAGAUUUUUAGAAUUCGUGAACAUAACUGGCGACCGGACUGCUGAGGCUAUGUUUCAAAUUGUGUGUGAUACUAUUUCUAAGCUAGAAUGUAAUUCCAAGCUUGUCGCUGAGAGCUAUGAUGGUGCUGCAGUAAUGGCUGGUCAGUUAGCAGGAACAGUUUAA